UAUAACAACAGGUUAUUCACCGCAUAUCGGAUAUAAUGAUCAAAAUAUUGCCGCCCAGAUGGCUUUUCCCGUGCAAAAUAAUCGUAACAUUUGCGUUGCUUAAUUCCCUGAAACGAACGAUGUCGAGACGAGGCGAUGUUUACCUCCGUAAGUUCGUAUCUGCCGCCAUUACCGCGCAGCGCGUCUCACCCCGCCCGCGCACGAGUAGGCGCAGCCAACAUUGGCGCAGCGCGCCACAAGAUGGCGCUAGCUGCUAUGCGCGUAGGCCACAGUCGCUCCGAAAGAGAGAGAGAAAAAAAAAAGCAACAAGCAAAGCGGGGCGGUAGCGCCCGUCCCGCACUCAGUCUCUCUCUCUCGCGAUAGCAGACUGACGCCACCGAAGCAACGUGCAACCAACGUGACCAACAGUACAACCCAGUUCGAAGAUGGCACCGACAAAGCGUAGAGCUGUGUCGCUUGACACGAAGAUGGAUAUUUUGCAGGACUCUCGACGCGGCUUCAAGGUGAGCGCCCUCGUGAAGAAAUAUGAGCUCGCCCAGUUGACGAUAUCAACCAUCUUGAAAACCGGGAGCACCACGAUUGUGAAGGCAGGAGCUAUCGGCAGCCAUGCCGAUCAGCGGAAAAGGGUUAGAGACCCUUUGUACACCGAUGUUGAAGAGGCGCUUUACCAGUGGUUCAUCACAACCCGCGCGCAUAAUGUGCCUAUUAGUGGGCCAAUACUUGCCACCAAAGCGAAAAACUUCGCUUUUCUUCUGGGACGGCCAAAUUUUGUGCCUGGGGGAGGCUGGAUUCAGCACUUUAAAGAGCGGCACGGAAUCGUUUACAAAAACGUGGUAGGGGAAGCGGCGUCUUUGGACACAGAGGCAAAGCAGCAGUGGCUGCAGACAAAGCUGCCCAGCGUGCUGGAGCGCUACGCGGAGGACACAUAUAAUUGCGAUGAAACUGCUUUGUUUUUUCAAAUGUUGCCGUCGAAGACUCACGCUCUUAAAGGAGAUCGAUGCCCCGGCGGGAAGCACUCGAAACUUAGGGUGACCGUGUUGCUGUGCGUUAGCAUGGACGGGAGCCAUCGUCUCAAUGCAGACAGUGCUGCCUCGUUCUGCGAUGAGGUCACCGACGAGGCGAUCGCUGAAGAUGUGCUGUCUCGACAGACGGCAAAGUUGUGCGACGGUGGCGACGGCAGCAGCGACAGUGACAACGAGAUUGGCAGUGGCUCCUUGACCCCAACCACCUUGUCCACGCAAAGUGCACUGUCGUCGAUCAACUCCUUAAUUGAUUUUAUGCAUGCCAAAGGAUUGCCGCCAGUGUUCGCGCAGCAGCUGGAAUCCAUGCACACCGCGGUUGUGAAGCUGAAGCUGCCGCAAAAGCAAGUGCAGAUUUCGGACUAUUUCGGCGCGCCUAACCCUUGACACGGUCAUUGGCGCUACAAAUAAAGUUUGUUUUUCACAGCCGA
Messenger RNA from Dermacentor andersoni, 1450 nucleotides. RefSeq names its product tigger transposable element-derived protein 4-like. NCBI's taxonomy places the organism in Eukaryota, Metazoa, Arthropoda, Arachnida, Ixodida, Ixodidae. Gene Ontology annotation, cellular component: nucleus. The record is from RefSeq and is a predicted model, not a curated record. Gene Ontology annotation, molecular function: DNA binding.